Molecule: messenger RNA, 2934 nt
Organism: Exophiala aquamarina CBS 119918
Lineage: Eukaryota; Fungi; Ascomycota; Eurotiomycetes; Chaetothyriales; Herpotrichiellaceae
Product: phosphatidylethanolamine N-methyltransferase
Exons: 1
Coding region: 1-2934 (977 amino acids)
Biological process (GO): phosphatidylcholine biosynthetic process
Molecular function (GO): phosphatidylethanolamine N-methyltransferase activity
Source: RefSeq, a predicted model, not a curated record
AUGGCUCCUCAAGAGUCGGCCACCGAAGGCCUUCGCAAUAGGAAUGCCCCCAUGCAAGCUGCUAAUCAAAGCGAGGCCCGGCAGGCGGUGCUUCAGUUAAAUGCCCUGGAGGAGAAAUCAACCAAGAAUGAAAAAGAUAGGAAGACUUUUGGCCGAACUCCCAGCGGGACUGUUUUCACUGUGCCCUAUACGCAUGAUAUGGUGUCCCAGCUUCUCUCACCGUCCGAGCCGAAGAACUUGGGCGACUUAUUGGUGCUCUUCAUUUUGUUGCUUCACAUUAUCCUUGCAUGGAGCCUUCCUUCAGUUUAUCGGACACCUAUACUCGGUGCAAUUUUUCUGUGCUGGAGAGCCGGUUACAACAUUGGCAUUGGCUGGCUUUUACACAUGCAGUCUCACCACAAUCGUUUGGUACGCUGGGGUCGAAUGUCGAAGCUGUUCCCCAGUGCCUCUAAUGAUGAGAAUCCUCGUCCCAAAUUGAGAGCCUUCGUCAAACGCGAAUUGGAAACCAAAAUUCCAAAGGACUACAAUUUUGACGAUGCACCACUUGAGUACAACACUUGGUUGGUCUUCCGUCGUAUUGUGGACCUGAUUCUUAUGUGCGACUUUGUAUCAUACAUGCUCUUUGCCAUUACCAGUGCGCGGAGCCCUCCAGGAGAGUCAAUCUUUAUGACUCUCUUGCGAUGGGGUAUUGGUGUCUCUCUUUUCAUCUUUAACCUUUGGGUCAAGCUGGAUGCACACCGUGUAGUCAAAGACUUUGCCUGGUACUGGGGUGACUUUUUCUAUCUCAUCGAUCAGGAACUUACCUUCGAUGGAGUAUUUGAGAUGGCACCACAUCCAAUGUAUUCGAUAGGAUAUGUUGGAUAUUAUGGCGCUUCCCUCAUGGCUGCAAGCUACAAAGUGCUGUUCAUCUCCAUCAUCGCCCAUGCCGCACAAUUUGCCUUUCUGGUCAUCGUGGAGAACCCGCAUAUCGAACGCACCUACAAUUCUCCACCGCCCCGUAAAUCGAUCAUUGAUAUCCCAGGUAUGCAAGAUUCUUCGGCCGCAACAGGUCAAUCUGCAUCAAAUUCACCGAUCCCUGGCCAUACACAACCUCCUCAGACACAUAAUCUGCUGGGAUUGCAGAAUUUCGAUUUCUAUCGCACGACUGAUACCUCUGUGACAAUCAUUUUGGGACUAAUGUUCGCAUUGGCCUUUGGAACACCGGAUACAACCUUCUGGAAGGCCUUCUUUGUCACUGCUGCCGCCAUCUGCCGGAUCUGGUAUUCGGUUGGUCUGGGAUACCUGCUCAAUAGGCAGUCGUUGAAGAAAAAGUGGACCAGACACUUCGUCAAGUACGGCGAACCCACCGAUGAGGCCUGGAGACAAUGGAAAGGUACCUACCACCUGGGAAUGUCCCUCUGUUAUUCAACGUUCGCAGCGGCUGCAUGGAAGAUGUAUAAUGUGCCUUCCAGCUGGGACUAUGGCAUGAUUCUCUUGAAACAUGUUAUCGGCAUAGGACUAAUAGCUUUGCAAGUCUGGACCGCUUUCAGUAUCUACGAUCAGCUCGGAGAAUUCGGCUGGUUCUUUGGUGACUUCUUCUUUGACCAGCAACCAAAAUUGACCUACGGAGGGAUCUACCGGUUCCUGAACAAUCCCGAGCGUGUACUUGGCCUAGCUGGGGUCUGGGGUGUCGCACUCAUUACUAGUAGCAAAGCAGUGUUCUGCCUAGCAAUUCUCAGUCACACCCUCAGUCUAGCAUUCAUUCAAUUUGUGGAGCGACCUCAUAUGCAGAAACUAUAUGGUAGGAGCCUCCGACAAGAUGCAGGACUAGUCAGAAGUCUUCGAAGAUCCCUGCCUCCACCCUUACGGCAGUGGCAGGACGGUAUGGACAAAGUGUUGAGUGAAACUUUUGACAUCAUGGAAGAUGCCCUCGACGCCGCCAGACCAAAGUUGGCAGCAGGAGUCACAAGUAUUGUUGAAGAUUUCAAGGGGAUCUUCCACAAGGUUCCCUCUCGAAUGGUCAUUCCCACAACCGACGUGGACAAAGUUGGGUUCAAUCUCUCCGACUAUAGUCUUGAGAUUGCGGGAACCCCAGCAUCCGCGCUAGCCGACUCUGAACGGUCCAGCGACAAAGAGUCCGCACAGGCAAGAACGCCUCCUGAGCGUACGAAUGACUUCAAGCCACUCUUGUUUGAAUACGGUGCUCCUGUUACGGUCAAGUGGAUCGCCCCUAUUGAUCAUGGCCAGAAGGAUUGGGUUGGACUCUAUAUGGUAUCUGAUAAUUCUAGCAGAGAAGUCACGAGAAUAUCCUCUUCUGGUCGCUGGGUUGCCACUAAUCCCGGUAUCUACGACUCACUUAACUCAGAAGCUGGCAUUGUCAGUAGUGAUAUCAGGGUCACCGUCAAGAGCAAAGAUGGAGUUGAGAAGGAGCUCUGUUCGGGCGAAAUGGUCUUCUCCGGCGACAAGUUGUGGUGGACUCAAGGCAGUUUUGAAUUCCGGUAUCAUCAUGACGGCAAGCACACCGUGAUGGCAAUUUCCCUACCUUUUGAGAUUCGAAUCCCAACCUUUGGUGACGAUGCGAUAGAGAUGUUGAAUCCUAGCAUCUCAUUCUCGACACCAGCUUUGCCACAUACUGACGAGCUCGUCCGAGCGGCGAUUGGCAAGACACUGCUUCCCGUUGUUCAGAACUGCUUCGAUCGAGAUCCAAACAUUGCACCCAGUACGGAAAAGCAAGCAUUUGGCAGUCUCGUAGAACGGGACGGCAAGUACGCUAAGCGCGUUGUCUAUGCCGUCCGUCAUAUGUUCGGAAUCGAAUUUGCCCCACAGGUGGUAAAGGCUGAUGGCAAGGUGGAGAAUUUGGCAUGGAGAAUCUGGGAGGCAAAGAAGGUGCUAGUGCCAUAUUCCAUGUCGCGAUCCAAUGGAGCAAGUACACCUGUUGAGGCUGGGGUGAAGUGA